CCUGAACAGGAAGAGGCAUUCCAUUGGCUGCAGAAGUUUCCAUUGCUUCUAUGCUUCAGGAUAGGAACGAACGCGCUGAACAGCUGUCUAGUCAGAAGGCAUGCGUGUCUGCGUGCGUAUGUGUGUUCAUAGUGAUCAAGGUAAUGAUUAAAGAGAUUGGAGUGUUUGAUCUCAAUCAGACCUUGUUGGACUUUCCCAUCCCACCAUCCUUUGCACUUAAUUAAGGCCUUUUUUUUUUACCUCCGUCUACCAUAGCUGCGCUACAGGGUCAGUGAUCCACAGGUGUUACAGGGUCAGUGAUCCACAGGUGUUACAGGGUCAGUGAUCCACAGGUGUUACAGGGCCAGUGAUCCACAGGUGUUACAGGGCCAGUGAUCCACAGGUGUUAGCCUGCUAUUAAACCCCUAGAGCUGUGUAGAUAUGAAAGGGUUGAUCGUUCUCCCUAGACGUCUUCCUCCCUCCCUUCUUCACCCACUAACACUCAGCACACACACACACAGUUACACGCAUGCAUGCACGCAAGCAAGCACCCACACAUGCACACUCUCUUUCUCUCUCUCUUUCUCUCUCGCUCACACACAGCACACGUUGUGGAUUUGAGGUAAUUGAGGUGGACGUGGUGGGGAAUAUGUUUUAGUCAGUUAAUGCGCCAUGCAUGUUGCCAUGGUGACUGGUCCUGAGUGUUGGGGGACUGCUCCUUUAGGGUGGUGAUGUCCCUGACUGAGUCUGUAAUACCAACAUGUUUCAAGCAGACCACCAUAGUCCCUGUGCCCAAGAACACUAAGGUAACCUGCCUAAAUGACUACCGACCCGUAGCACUCACGUCUGUAGCUUUGAAAGGCUGGUCAUGGCUUACAUCCACACCAUUAUCCCAGAAACCCUAGACCCACUCCAAUUUGCAUACCGCCCCAACAGAUCCACAGAUGAUGAAAUCUCUAUUGCACUCCACACUGCCCUUUCCCGCCUGGACAAAAGGAACACCUACGUGAGAAUGCUAUUAAUUGACUACAGCUCAGCGUUCAACACCAUAGUGCCCUCAAAGCUCAUCACUAAGCCAAGGACCCUGGGACUAAACACCUCCCUCUGCAACUGGAUCCUGGUCUUCCUGACGAGCCGCCCCCAAGGUGGUAAGGGUAGGUAACAACACAUCUGCCGAGCUGAUCCUCAACACGGGGGCCCCUCGGGGGUGGGUGCUCAGUCCCCUCCUAUACUCCCUGUUCACCCAUGACUGCAUGGCCAAGCACGACUCCAACACCAUCAUUAAGUUUGCCGACAACACAACAGUGGUAGGCCUGAUCACCGACAACGAUGAGACAGCCUAUAGGGAGGAGGUCAGAGACCUGGCCGUGUGGUGCCAGGAUAACAACCUCUCCCUCAACGUGAUCAAGACAAAGGAGAUGAUUGUGGACUACAGGAAAAGGAGGACAGAGCACACCCCAUUCUCAUCGACGGGGCUGUAGUGGAGCAGGUUGAGAGCUUCAAGUUCCUUGGUGUCCACAUAUCCAACAAACUAUCAUGGUCCAAACACACCAAGACAGUCGUGAAGAGGGCACGACAAAGCCUAUUCCCCCUCAGGAGACUGAAAAGAUUUGGCAUGGGUCCUACAGCUGCACCAUCGAGAGCAUCCUGACUGGUUGCAUCACCGCCUGGUAUGGCAACUGCUCGGCCUCCGACCGCAAGGCACUACAGAGGGUAGUGCGUACGGCCCAGUACAUCACUGGGGCCAAGCUUCUUGCCGUCCAGGACCUUUAUGCCAGGCGGUGUCAGAGGAAGGCCCUCAAAAUUGUCAAAGACUCCAGCCACCCUAGUCAUAGAGUGUUCUCUCUGCUACCGCACACGGCAAGUGGUACCGGAGCGCCAAGUCUUGAUCCAAAAGGCUUCUUAACAGCUUCUACCCCCAAACCAUAAGACUCCUGAACAGCUAAUCAAAUGGCUACCUGGACUAUUUGCAUUGUUCCUCCCCCAUUCCCUUUUUUUACUCUGCUGCUACUCUGUUUAUUAUCUAUGCAUAAUCACUUUAAUAACUCUACCUACAUGUACGUAUUACCUCAAUUACCUCGACUAACCUGUGCCCCCACACAUUGACUCUGUACUGGUACCCCCUGUAUAUAGCCUCGCUACUGUUAUUUUACUGCUGCUCUUUAAUUAUUUGUUAUCAUUUCUUUUUUUUACUUAUCUAUUUUUUACUUAUUUUUCUUAUAACUGCAUUGUUGGUUAAGGGCUUGUAAGUAAGCAUUAAACUGUACGGUCUACACCUGUUGUAUUCUGCGCAUGUGACAAAUAACAUUUGAUUUGAUUUGAUGAGAAUGACCGAGUCCUUAAUCCUCUGUCACUCUACAUUAUAACAGAAAGGCAAUGGCUGCGUCUGAAAUGGCACCCUUUUCACUCUAUAGUGCACUACUUUUGGCCAGAGCCCAUGAGGGCCCAUGAGACUCUGGCCAAAAGUAGUGCACUAUAGAGGGAAUAGGGUGCCGUUUGGGACACAGUCAAUGUUUGCUGAACCCAAGCCAGGUGGUUUUGAAUGUAAUUGAUUACAGCACACAUGCUAAUCAAAGAUCUGAUAGCUAUGGUAUGCGACUAUAAUAAACGUAGUGAGUCAGAAAACCUGAGUGUAUUUCUUUCUCAUUUUUGAUUGUUGUGUUAUGAGAAUAUUCCCUCUCAUUACAUUUUACAUUUUGGUAUUUUAGCAGACUUACAAGUCAGUGCAUUCAACUACAGUGGGUAAAACAACCACAAAUCACAGUCAUUGCAAGUAAAAACGUUUAUCUCGUUUGUCUUCCAGAACUAUGGGGUGGAGACAGACAACCUGAAGACUCUGGUGGGUUGUAUGAGAGCGGCGUCCAACAACCUCCACAACUCAGCGUCGGAGCGCAGGAAGAACCCGUCGUACGAGGGCAAGAAUUCCCACAAACCCCCCAAUGACUUCCUCACUGCCGUGGUGGAGCUCAUCGGAGCAGCCAAGAGUCUACUGGCCUGGCUGGACAGGUAGGCUAUACAAAACACACUUACACACAUAGGCAGUGGCACAGACACACACCCACACACACACACAGACACACACACACACACACAGACACACACAGAGACAGACACACACACACACACAGAGACACAGAGAAAUACACACACUUAACAUUUCACCUGGAAGGAAUGCAUUCUAUUAGGCUCUUAAGCGAUGCCCAUGUUAACAUACAUGUUAUCUUGUUAAAGUGCUGACUUUGGGAAAUGUUUUACUGUCUGCUAGUCAAAACAGCCAGAGUGAAGUCUUUCCAAGUGAAGUAAUGCGGCCGGGUGGACGUCAGUUGUAUUCCUGUGCUUGUGUCGGCUUGAGACGCAUUCCAGAGGGUCUCAGCUGCGAAAUUAAACAUCUGUAUUGACAGACCACAUUAGAUGCUGUCAGUAACCCCUCAAAACAUGUGAGGGUGUGUACUGUAGCCUACGUACAUGACGAGUCAAAACACUUCUCAAGUCAACAACAAUAAUUGCUAAUACAUUUCUCACAUACCUGGGUUGUUUUUCUUUAGAUGCUUUCUUCAUGCAUCUGUGACACAACAACACUCAUAAUUGCUAUAUAAUACAGAACUGUCAUCAUAUCCAGCUCCGUAAUUGCACCUGAUAUUGUUAUGAUUGUACACACAGAGAUAGAUAGAUUAUUGCUGUGUUAUUGGGGUUGUUGUAAUUGGAAUGACUCCUGUCCUUCCUCUGGUCUCUAUAUGACAGGACUUCUCUAACGGGGAUCAGUGACUUCACCUCCACUAAGAACAGGAUCAUUCAGCUGUGUCUGGAGCUCACCACCACCGUUCAGAAGGUUUGUUCUCUAAUCGUCAUUAUUCACUCUCAUGAGGUUUCAUAGGACUUUGGGAUGACUUUGCCUAUAAGCAAACCACUUGUGUGUGUUUGUUAAAUUAGCAUGAUGCAUUAAUAUUUAUUUCAUGCUAGUAGUCAACACACAAAUUCACAUGGAGCCCCUCUCAUGAACGUUCUGGGAACCAAAAAUGACCGUUUUUUUAAGGCAUGUAAAAAGCAAAACAUCUCUGAGAAAAUGUUCUGUGGUUUCAAAGGUCUUACAAUAACUUCUAGGGCCACAAUGUCUGUCACACGAGACCUUAAAACCCCUGCAUCAGAGGCUACUUCAUUUGAUCUAUUAUACAUUGAGGUGGAGUUCAAAUAGGAAGUGUUAGCUGAAGGUGUGCCCCAUACAGACACUCGCCACAGGAUGUAAUAAGAACAGUACCACUGAAUGGUUAAAGCAUGAAGACCUCCACCAGCAGCACGUGGGAGGAUGAAAGAUCAACACGUGCCUAAUUCUGCUCUCUCCCACAAAACAUGAAGGAUACUGAGUUUGUGUCCCAAAUGGCACCCUAUUCCCUAUGUAGUGCAAUACUUUUGACCAGAGCCCAACGGGUCCUGGUCAAAAUUAGUGCACUAAAUAGGGAAUAGGGUGCCUUUUAGGACACAUAAAUAGUGAAAGAUACAGUGUGGAAGCAGUGUCCUCUCCACCUCACUGCUCCCUAUAGUUAAGUGACGUCCCACAGAACUGUCAUGCAAUCAUCUUGUCACACUGUUUACAGGGAGUUGUUAUUUAAGUGCCCACAAGACACAUCGUCCUGUAUGUUUGGGAGGCUUUUUGCAUUCCUGUUUGGUUUCACUCCCAAGUUUUUUAUUUCCACAAAUAUUUGUCCGCCGUUCGCUGCUAAUUUGUGUUUUCGUUCGCUCUUUCCUGCUACGCCUCAGAGGGAUACAGCUUAAGUGUUUUACUGUAGCAUCUUGUAAAAUAUACUUCUGUCCCUGAUUGUAGGACUGCACAGUUUAUGACAUGGAGGAGAAGAUUCUGGAAGUGGUAAGUGAUGCUUCCUCUUUUUACCUCUGGUCUGAAUGCUCUGUUCACCAGCUCAGCCCUGGAGCUUCAAAAUAAACACAUCGCAAACAGAUAUUAUCACGACUCAGGAUAUGACCCAGAUGCAGACACAGGAGGCAGAUAGUACAGUUCUCAAUAAUAAUUUAUUACAACACGGGGCAGGCAAAGGGCAGGUCGAGGACAGGCAGAGGUUCGUGAUCAGGUCAGAGUCAGGCAGGUACAGGACGGCAGGCAGGCUCGGGGUCAGGGCAGGCAGAGGUUCGUAAUCAGGUCAGAGUCAGGCAGGUACAGGACGGCAGGCAGGCUCGGGGUCAGGGCAGGCAGAGGUUCGUAAUCAGGUCAGAGUCAGGCAGGUACAGGACGGCAGGCAGGCUCGGGGUCAGGGCAGGCAGAGGUUCGUAAUCAGGUCAGAGUCAGGCAGGUACAGGACGGCAGGCUCGCUCGGGGUCAGGGCAGGCAGAAUGGUCAGAACCGGGAAAACUAGGAAAUAAACACUUGAGAAACGGGAAAGCACGCUGGUAAGACCUGACAAGGCGGAACUGGCAACAGACAAACAGAGAACACAGGUAUAAAUGCACAGGGGAUAAUGGGGAAUAUGGGCAACACCUGGAGGGGGGUGGAGACAAGCACAAAGACAGGUGAAACCGAUCAGGGUGUGACAGUUAAACACACAGGAAGCACACACACAUACACACACACAGAUACACGCAGGCAAUACACGUACACAUGCAUACACACACAUACACACACACACAUACACACAUACACACACUUCCCUUUCCUGUAGAGACUGCCAUGGUUCUUGUGAUAUGUGCUGUGUUCCCGUAUGGGUGUAGGACUUUGUUUAUACAGUUAAGAGCUGUUUUCCAAAUGACACCCUAUUCCCUAUAUAGUGUACUAUUUUUGACCAGACCCCUAUUGGCCUUGGUCAAAAGUCGAGCACUACAUAGGGAAUAGGGUGCCAUUUGGGAUGCAUCCCAGUGCUGUGAUGGUUUACAGAAGCCCUGCUUCCACAUUCUGUGUUAGAUAGCCCUGCCUGGGGGGCCGUUGGGCUACACAGUCAGCUGAAAAUUUCAUUAACUAAGUGAUAAUAUUAGUUUGGAUCAGCAGUUUCUCUCAGGAGCUGACCUACUGUAUAACCUCAGCCUCCCAUGCUGUGCUGUUUACAGCCAAGUUGUACAAUGCUUAUCUAAGUCUGUGUCAGGCUGUUACAGCUUUAAAGCUACUAUCCUGCAAUACUACACUACCGGUCAAAAGUUUUAGAACACCUACUCAUUCAACGUUUUUUGUUUAUUUUUACUAUUUUCUACAUUGUAGAAUGAUAGUGAAGACAUCAAAACUAUGAAAUAACACACAUGGAACCAUGUAGUAACCAAAAAACUGUUAAACAAAUCAAAAUAUAUUUUAUAUUUGAGAUUCUUCAAAUAGCCACCCUUUGCCUUGAUGACAGUUUUGCACACUCUUGGCAUUCCCUCAACCAGCUUCACCUGGAACACUUUUCCAACAGUCUUGAAGGAGUUCCCACAUAUGCUGAGCACUUGUUGGCUGCUUUUCCUUCAGUCUGCGGUCCGACUCAUCCCAAACCAUCUCAAUUUGGUUGAGGUCGGGGGAUUGUGGAGGCCAGGUCAUCUGAUGCAGCAUUCGAUCACUCUCCUUCUUGGUAAAACAGCCCUUACACAGCCUGGAGGUGUGUUGGGUCAUUGUUCUGUUGAAAAACAAAUGAUAGUCCUACUAAGCCCAAACCAGAUGGGAUGGCGUAUCGCUGCAGAAUGCUGUGGUAGCCAUGCUGGUUAAGUGUGCCUUGAAUUCUAAAUAAAUCACAGACAGUGUCACCAGAAAAGCACCCCCACACCAUAACACCUCCUCCUCCAUGCUUUACGGUGGGAAAUACACAUGCGGAGAUCAUCCGUUCACCCACACCGCGUCUCACAAAGACUUUUGAACUCCAGACCAAAGGACAAAUUUCCACCGGUCUAAUGUCCAUUGCUCGUGUUUCUUGGCCAAAGCAAGUCUCUUCUUCUUGUUGGUGUCCUUUAGUACUGGUUUGUUUGCAGCAAUUCGACCAUGUAGGCCUGAAUCACACAGUCUCCUUUGAACAGUUGAUGUUGAGAUGUGUCUGUUACUUGAACUCUGUGAAGCAUUUAUUUGGGCUGCAAUUUCUGAGGCUGGUAAUUCUAAUGAACUUAAACUCUGCAGCAGAGGUAACUCUGGGUCUUCCAUUCCUGUGGCGGUCCUCAUGAGAGCCAGUUUCAUCAUAGCGCUUGAUGUUUUUUGCGACUGCACUUGAAGAAACUUUCAAAAUUCUUGAAAUGUUCCGUAUUAACUGAAUUUCAUAGUUUUGAUGUCUUCACUAUUAUUCUACAAUGUAGAAAAUAGUAACAAUAAAGAAAAACCCUUGAAUGAGUAGCUGUUCUAAAACUUUUGACCGGUAGUGUACACAUUUUGCCAUGAGGCAGAGAGAAAACUUUGCAGUUUUAAAGCUUAAAUGAAAGUGCAUUUAUGUACAAAAAAAAUGCAGAAAGUAUUGAAUUGUAGAUUAAUAAUAUUAGAGUCGUUCCACCAAUUCAGUGCCUUUUGAGAAGUGUAGCUUGGCCAUAUACCACACCCCCUCGGGCCUAAUUGCUUAAUUAACCAAUCCAGUCAUUAGCACUAACGUGUGUGACUACAGUCUGUCCCUCCCCUCUCCUGAAGUUUAGCUCCGUCAUCAUGACCACACACCAGAGAUCCAACACACCAGAAUAGCUCUUUACAACAUUUACAUUAACAUUUACAUUUACAUAAUUUAGCAGACGCUCUUAGAAAUUGGUGCAUUCAACUUAUGAUAGCCAGUGGGUUGUUUUUUUUAGGGGGGGGGGGGGUAGAAGGAUUACUUUAUACGAUUCCAGGUAUGACUUAAAGAGGUAGGGUUUCAAUUGUCUCCGGAAGGUGGUCAGUGACUCCGCUGUCCUGGCGUCGUGGGGGAGCUGGUUCCACCAUUGGGGUGCCAGAGCAGCGAAUAGCUUUGACUGGGCUGAGCGGGAACUGUGCUUCCGUAGAGGUAGGGGAGCUAGCAGGCCAGAGGUGGAUGAACGUAGUGCCCUCGUUUGGGUGUAGGGUCUGAUCAGAGCAACGACCAUAACCUCAUCCCCAGGCUAAUUGUGCAUACAUUGAGAGGCAGUGUCUUGUUAACGAGAUUACAAUGACGAUGGUUAUUUCCCCAAAGUCCAGUGAAGUAUACUGAACAAAAAUAUAAAUGCAACAUGCAACAAUUUCAAAGGUUUUACUGAGUUUCCAAAUAAGUGAAUUGAAAUCAAUUCAUUAGGCUAUAAUCUAUGGAUUUCACAUACCUUUAAAAAAAUGGGACUCACAAUGGGCCUCAGGAUCUCUUUGGGGUAUUUUUGUGUAUACAAAUUGCCAAUCGAUAAAAUGCAAUUGUGUUCGUUGUCCGUAGCUUAUGCCUGCCCAUACCAUAACCCCACCGCCACAGUGGUGCACUCUGUUCACAAUGUUGACAUCAGCAAACCGCUCGCCAACACAACGCCAUACACAUGGUCUGCGGUUGUGAGGCCGGUUGGACGUACUGCCAAAUUCUCUAAAACAAUGUUGGAGGCGGCUUAUGGUAGAGAAAUGAACUAUCGAUUCUCUGCCAACAGCUCUGGUGGACAUUCCUGCAGUCAGCAUGCCAAUUGCACUCUCCCUCAAAACUUGAGACAUCUGUGGCAUUGUGUUGUGUAACAAAACUGCACAUUUUAGAGUGGCCUUUUAUUGUCCCCAGCACAAGGUGGGGACAACAGUAUGAAAAUGUAUGCACUCACUAACUGUAAGUCGCUCUGGAUAAGAGCGUCUGCUAAAUUACUAAAAUGUAAAAAUGUGCACCUGUGUAAUGAUCAUUCUGUUUAAUCAGCUUCUUGAUAUGCCACACCUGUCAGGUGGAUGGAUUAUCUUGGUAAAGGAGAAAUGCUCACUAACAGGGAUGUAAACAAAUUUGUGCAAACAAUUUGAGAGAAAUAAGCUUUUUAUGCGUAUGGAAAAUUUCUGGGAUAUUUUAUUUCAGCUCAUGAAACAUGGGACCAACACUUUACAUGUUGCUUUGAUAUUUUUGUUCAGUGUAUAUUGGUGUUCUGAGACAAUGUAGCUGAGUGUAUUCUGUUAUAUGUUCCAUUCCAGUCUGUGGCUCUGAACGUGAUCUGUGAGCAGACGAUGAGGACGACCUCUGACCCCCAGAAGAGUCAGAUGGCCUGUCUGGAGGAGGUCCACAUCACCAACAUCAGACCUAGGGAAGGACUGGUGAGAAGAGUUAGCUUGCAUCCCAAAUGGCACCCCAUACCCUAUACCAGGGGUGUCAAACGUCCGGCCCGCGGGCCGGAUCAGGCCCGCAAACGGGUUUAAUCCGGCCCGCGAGAUGAUUUAAAAAAAAUAAAAAAAUACAAAAUACAAAAUAAAAUUGUAAAGUAUAAAAAUGCGCUGCAAUUUUUCAAUAAAAUAAACUGCUGUUCCAAUUGCGUCCACUGGAUGGCGCAAUAGCAAUUGUGUUAAGCAAGCAAACUGUUUAUACCGGGGCAGAGCAAGUAGGUCAAGCACGUGCAGCCAAUGAGCUACUUUGUUUUGCCCGCGAUAUUUAUUACGGCUUCUACUUUUAACAUUAUGUGCUUUGGCACCCUCAUUGCCCCAAUAUGUCUCUGUCAAAAAAGAGAAAAGUGGACGCAGAGUGCAGAGUGUUCCAAGAAAAAUGGUCAUCCUAUUUAUUCACGGAAUUGAAUGGGAAAGCUGUAUGUUUGGUGUGUUCAGAGCAUGUUGCAGUGCUGAAAGAAUAUAACCUUCGUCGCCACUAUGUGAGUCUUCAUGCCGACAAAUAUGACAACUUUCAAGGACAGCGGAGAUGAGAGAAGGUGAAUGAACUGUUGGCGGGUCUGAAGAAACAGCAGUCUGUGUUUACUCACAGCCGAGACAUCAGUGACGCUGCAGUGAAAGCUAGCUACCUCAUUGCUAAUGAAAUCGCAGUGGCUUCAAAACCAUUUAGUGAGGGUGAAUUUGUAAAAACAUGCAUGAUGAAGGCAGCGGAGAUUGUGUGCCCUGAAAAGCGGCAGGCUUUUGCAAAUAUCAGCCUGACAAGAAACACAGUUGCAGACAGGAUUUCCGAUCUUUCAGUGGAUUUGGACAGCCAGUUGAAGCAAAAAGUAAAGUCAUUUAUUGCGUUUUCGGUUGCAAUUGAUGAAAGCACGGACAUUACAGAUGUUGCACAACUGGCCAUUUUCAUCCGCGGAGUUGAUGACACAUUGACCGUCACCGAGGAGUUCGUGGAGUUGGUGCAGAUGACAGAUACAACGACAGCAGCUGAUAUUUUUACCGCACUCGUCGGCGCGCUGGACAGGGUCGGAGUGGACUGGUCCCGCGCUGUCAGCCUGGCUACAGAUGGUGCGCCCUCAAUGAUCGGGAAAAAAGCAGGCGUUGUGACAAAGUUCAGAGAGAAAGUGCAAUCUGCAAAUGGAGGACGUGAUUUUUUGACUUUUCACUGCAUUUUGCACCAGGAGGCUUUGUGUUGCAAGUCAUUAAAGAUGGAUAACGUCAUGAAGGUGGUCAUCCAAACUGUUAAUUUCAUCCGAUCCAGAAGCCUGAAUCACCGUCAGUUUGACAGCCUUCUCAGAGAGAAAGACCACAUCUAUGGCCUGCCAUACCACACUGAGGUAAGAUGGUUAAGCCGAGGUGCUGUGCUGAGGCGUUUCUUUGAUUUACGAGAAGAAAUUGAACAGUUCAUGGAAGAAAAGGGCAAACCAGUGUUAGAAUUUCAUUCCGCAGAAUGGAUGCAGGACCUUGCAUUUAUGGUGGAUGUUACAGAGCACCUGAAUAACUUGAACAAACAGCUGCAAGGGCGCAACAAAGUUGUCACGCAGUAUUAUGACAGCAUACGUUCUUUCAAGUUGAAGCUGUCAUUGUGGGAGACGCAACUUGCCGGUGGUGAUGCAGCUCACUUCCCCUGUCUGAAAAAUGUGUGCGCGACCCAACAUGUGGCAGACAUGAAGCGGUUCAAAGAUAAAAUAACGGGACUGUUACGGGAGUUUGAGCAACGCUUUCAGAUUUAUGUUUAUAUGUUUUUAUGUUGAUGUGCUAUUGUUUUUAAUUGAUUUUAUUUUAUUUGUAUAUUUAACCUAUUCUUGACUCUGUGGUUCUUGCACUUGUUUGGGGAACAGGAUUUCAUUAUUUUUAUCUACAUUUCUGCCUGAGAAAUGACACCCUGAUAUAGUUCUGUGAUCUGUGAUAUACUUCUGUGAAUCACUGAGGCAUUGUGUGUUUGUGUGUUCUUUGUCCUCAGAACUUUCAAAUAACUUGAGGUGUUUUAUGAUUAAUAGUGAUGUUGUACUUUUGGACACUGUCCUCAGGCUCCAGCUUUAUGUUUAUAUGUUUUUAUGUUGAUGUGCUAUUGUUUUUAAUUGAUUUUAUUUUAUUUGUAUAUUUAACCUAUUCUUGACUCUGUGGUUCUUGCACUUGUUUGGGGAACAGGAUUUCAUUAUUUUUAUCUACAUUUCUGCCUGAGAAAUGACACCCUGAUAUAGUUCUGUGAUCUGUGAAACAGGUCUGUUAAUCACUGAGGCAUUGUGUGUUUGUGUGUUCUUUGUCCUCAGAACUUUCAAAUAACUUGAGGUGUUUUAUGAUUAAUAGUGACGUUGUGCUUUUGGACACUGUCCUCAGGCUCCAGCUUUAUGUUUAUAUGUUUUUAUGUUGAUGUGCUAUUGUUUUUAAUUGAUUUUAUUUUAUUUGUAUAUUUAACCUAUUCUUGACUCUGUGGUUCUUGCACUUGUUUGGGGAACAGGAUUUCAUUAUUUGUAUCUACAUUUCUGCCUGAGAAAUGACACCCUGAUAUAGUUCUGUGAUCUGUGAAACAGGUUUGUUAAUCACUGAGGCAUUGUGUGUUUGUGUGUUCUUUUUCUUUAGAAUUUUCAAAUAUACUUGACGUGUUUUAUGAUUAAUAGUGAUGUUGUGCUUGUACUAUUUUGGACACACUGUCCUCAGGCUCCAGCUUUAUGUUGUAUGUUGAUCGUAUUAAAACAAAGAAAACAAUCUGAAGUUGUUGUUUUUAAGUUAUAUAUACCAUGAUUUUUCCGGUCCGGCCCACUUGGGAAUAGAUUUUCCUCCAUGUGGCCCCUGAGCUAAAAUGAGUUUGACACCCCUGCCCUAUACUGUAUAGUGCACAACUUUUGACCAGGGCCCAUAGGGAUCAGGUCAAAAAGUAGUGCACUAUAUAGGAAAUAGGGUGGCACAUAAGAAGCUGACUUAUACUUGAAAUUAGAGAAGAUUCUUACAUGAUCAGCCCAAGCUAGAUGUACUGCUUGAUUUCUCAGUCUCUGAGAUUGAUUGCUUCUUUCUUAUGCUGUCCUGUAUCAUUUCAGGGGUUGUAUAUCAAAUCCACCUACGACGGGCUUCACAUCAUCACUGGAACCACAGAACAUGUGAGUAUCCCGUCUAUUCCGAUAGUAGUAGUCCAAGAUGGUCUGGAGUGUUCCAGUCAGAGUGAAUGUACUGUACUUCUGUGAUGUCUCCUUGCUCACCAUCUGUCUUUCUGCUGUCCUCUGCCCUCCAGUCUCCAGCAGACAGAACACACAGGAUCCACGCCGGAGACGAGGUCGUCCAGGUCAACAAGCAGACAGUGGUAGCUACCUCAUACAGCUUCUCUCAUCUGUCCAUUGAUAUGAGAGUACUAACCCAGGAAUGAGAGAGAUCACAGAUCUUUGUUAAAUCAACAACAAGCUCAAUAAUGAUUGGAGCAUAGGGAUAGGCAGAAUAUUCAGAGUACAGUGACAGAGUUGAUGAUGAUGGGUCUGUUGAUGGGAGUGAUGAUGAUGGAUGUGAUGAUGGAUGUGAUGAUGUUGGGUCUGCUGAUGGGAGUGAUGAUGAUGGAUGUGAUGAUGGAUGUGAUGAUAAUGGGUCUGUUGAUGGGAGUGAUGAUGAUGGAUGUGAUGAUGGAUGUGAUGAUGAUGAUAGAUAUGAUGAUGGAUGUGAUGAUAAUGGGUCUGUUGAUGGGAGUGGUGAUGAUGAUGGAUGUGAUGAUGGAUGUAAUGAUGGAUGUGAUGAUGGAUAUGAUGAUAAUGGGUCUGUUGAUAGGAGUGAUGAUGAUGAUGGGUAUGUUGAUGGGAGUGAUGAUGAUGGAUGUGAUGAUGGAUGUGAUGAUGAUGGGUCUGUUGAUGGGAGUGAUGAUGAUGGAUGUGAUGAUGAUGAUGGAUGUGAUGAUGGAUGUGAUGAUGAUGAUGGAUGUGAUAAUGAUGGGUCUGUUGAUGGGAGUGAUGAUGAUGGAUGUGAUGAUGGAUGUGAUGAUGAUGGGUCUGCUGAUGGGAGUGAUGAUGAUGGAUGUGAUGAUGAUGGGAGUGAUGAUGAUGGAUGUGAUGAUGGAUGUGAUGAUGAUGGGUCUGCUGAUGGGAGUGAUGAUGAUGAACCUGCUGAUGGGAGUGAUGCUGGAUGGGUCUGACGAGGUGUCCUAUCUGUCUGUCUGUGGUGCCUCCAGGUGGGCUGGCAGCUGGAGAACCUGGUGGGUAAGCUGAAAGCGGACCCAGCAUGCGUUACUCUGGUGGUGAAGAAGAGGCCCUCGGGGACCUGUAGCUUCACCCCGGCCCCCCUGAAGAACAUGCGCUGGAGGCCGCAUCUGGUGCAGGUAGAGCCCUAACACUCUCACACAGCUUGAUUGAAGAACACCCGUAGUACAUGUAGACCCAGCCCACCUUAUCCCCCUUGAUAUCAUAGUGUUGAAUCAAUUCUGGAUUUAUUUUCAUCUGUCAUCAUAGGUGUGACAUUUGUGUGUUUGUUAUCCCAGAGUUGUUGGUUUUUGGUGGGGUUUGACAACAGAGGACAAGUUCCUCAGGUCUUCUGCCAUCGAGGUUGCGUCUUUCAGUGGGUGGGUUGUAACUAAGGGUAAACAAUGAAUCCCUUCUUCCUUUUUUUCCAGUCCAAGGCUGUAUUGAUGUCAGACAUGUUUUGAAGGUGACUCAUGUUCGCAGAUCAUGGGUCUAGUGUGACUGAAUAGGCUUGGUGUUUCGGAACCCAUUUAGGAUGUGUGUUUUAAAUAGAUUGCAUAGUCCUUCAAAUGUCAGUAGUGGGCUGGGUCAGUGUGCCCUGACUACACUGUAAUCUCGCCAGGCAUGGAGGAACCCAUUGAACCAGGCUACAGUAGUCUUGGUGGAUUUACCAAAUGGACAUUUGCUUAAUUCGAAAGAACGCCAUGUAACGCAUUAGUAUUUUGCUGAUCGUUAUGGUGAAGUUGUCUAAUUUUAGCAGCUAAGCUACCUCAAGCCAAUUAUUUAACACAGAUUUCUGUGGUAUUAGUGUUUUUACUUGACAACAUUUGGUAACAUCUGGGGAUCUAUCUAUUAUAACAAGUAUUUUGUUGUUUUGUGUGUUAGAACGCCCCCGGAAUCCCUAAGAUCCAGUCUCCAAAGCAUGCCUGUGAAGCCCCUAUGAAGAAAGAGAAGCCAGCCCUUCUCGACCUAUUUAUCCCCCCCCCCCCCACUGUACCCUAUACCCCACGGUGAGUAUCUGUCUGUCUGUUUGACUGUCUGUCGGUUUGACUGUCUGUCUGUCUGUCUCUCUGUCAGUCAGUCUGUCUUUGUCUGUCAGUCCGUUGGUCGGUUUGACUGUCUGUCCGUCUGUCAGUCUCUGUCUGUCUGUGUGUCUGUCUGUCUGCAUGUCCGUCUGUCAGUCUGUCUGUUUGCGUGUCUGUCUGCAUGUCUGUCUGCCUUUCUGUCUGUCUGUCUCUCUGUCCUCCUCAGGCUUUAGGAAUGGCAUAACACCGCCUCUUGUUUAGUCCAUUAAGUCCCAAACAGGGACUUAUAACUUCUGUUGAAAUUACUGUUUGGGAGAAGAAGAAAAAAAUGUGUACCCCUACAAUGAUGGAUACUGCUCUGUUAGCUGACCUUGAUGUUGUUUCUUCUUUUCCUCUCAUGUACCACUCAUCACAGAGAUGAGAAGCCUAAAGCCAGUGUCAAACUGAGACCAAAGGGUUCUCAGUCUCCAAACUCCUUCCUGGAUGAGGGCAGACGGCGCUUCACCAUCGCAGACUAUGACAACAAGAUCAGAGUCUGCCCCCCUCCUGAGCCCAACCUCCAACCGGCCCAACCAGCCCCAGUUGCCCGCCUGAGACAACAGACAUCAACACGGGGUCAGUGCCCUAACACACACAAACUUUUCCCCCAGUUAAUCACGGUAGCAUUCUGUUCCCAUUUCACUGACUUUUAUAGAUUCUGUACCAUUGAAAAGAUUGAUGACAUUGAAUUACAGAAUAUUUGAACUCUUUACAGGUAAACCGCGGCCUCUGUCCAUGCCUCUAGACUCGUGUUUGGGCAUGUCUGAUUCGUCCUCCAGACCCUGGCACCAAGGGAGGAAAGGUAAGCCUGCUACAGCUAUAGCACAGGGUGCCAAUUGCAUCCCAAAUGACACCCUAUUCCCUAUAUAGUGCACUAUUUUUGAUUGGGGCCCCGGUCAAAAGUAGCGCACUAUAUAAGGAAUAGGGUGCCAUUUGGGACAGAACCGAACUGAGGCUAAUCUACUGUUAUCAGAAUGGCCAUUUCACAAGCUCAUUUACUCUGCAGAACAAACUGAGGCAGACUCGGAUUGCAUGCCUUGAAUUCUUAAGUCGUUGUUCAUUAACUUUGGGGUAAGCCCCAGCAUAACCAGUGUUAACUUUGUCCACAACUCCUUAGACUCACUUAUCCUUAAACAGAGAGGGUUCGGCGGGUGUUGUGAGACAAGUUUGUUCAUUUGUGUAUGUCUAUGUGUAUAUCAUGUGUAUUCAACGAGUAUGUGUACAUGUACCAGUGUAAGUAGGCCCAAAGGUUUUCCUGAUCAGAUCACAGUCAGGAAAAACUCCUAGCUCUAGUUAUGUAUCUAACGUAUAUGCCAGCCCCAUGCUAAGAUUCCUGUUUUAUAUAUGGUUCUUGCAUGGUGAUGAUAUCCUUGGAUGGACAAUAAAGUCCUAUUCUAUUCUACUCUUGCAGGAGAGGACAUCCUGCACAGAUACCUGAGUAACGAGCGCAUCGCCACCAUCUCUGAGGAGGCCUCGUGUUUCCCCCUACCCUACAGACCCCUGGAGGGGCGAUCUGGCCAGCUGGUCCGUGGCGUCGACCACAUCCGGGGCUCCCGGUGCUUCAUCAACGCUGACCUGCACAACAGCGCCACCAUCCCCUACCAGGAGGCAUCGUCGAAAAAGGCCCCGGCUACGAUUGUGACCCCUAGUGCUGCUGCUACUCCCAAACGCCCUCCAUCGGAACCCUCUUCGAUCCUGGGGGGCUGGCUAGCCCGCCUCAGGCUGUUGAGUCAU
Coregonus sp. 'balchen' is the source of this 16136-nucleotide messenger RNA. The record is from the annotation of a GenBank genome assembly. NCBI's taxonomy places the organism in Eukaryota, Metazoa, Chordata, Actinopteri, Salmoniformes, Salmonidae.